Molecule: messenger RNA, 1042 nt
Organism: Cyprinodon tularosa
Lineage: Eukaryota; Metazoa; Chordata; Actinopteri; Cyprinodontiformes; Cyprinodontidae
Product: potential E3 ubiquitin-protein ligase ariadne-2-like
Exons: 4
Coding region: 109-894 (261 amino acids)
Molecular function (GO): zinc ion binding
Source: RefSeq, a predicted model, not a curated record
CAGAAGGAAAGGCACGUGACUUAUUCCACUCGAAAUCGAAAGUUUCCUACAUUGAAUUACAAGCUGAUAGUUUCCUGCAUCGACGGAGAAAACAAGAAAACUCCCAAGAUGAGCGCUGCAGCUAAAAUAAAGUGUUAUAAUCUGAGGGAUACGACGAUCCUCUUUGUGAAUGAAGAGGAUCAGUUUGACUUUUUAUGUGAAGGUUUUGCAUCUCCAAGAGCUCGGAUGUCCUGUGGACAUGUGGUGACCCCGAUGUCUCUCACAAAGUGGUGCAAACAUUUGAUGGAAAAGGGCGAAAGCAGGUUUGUUUGCGGUCAGUCUGGCUGUGAUGCUGUAUGGACUUACGAAGAGGUCUGUAAAAUGGCCCUCCUGACUCCUGAAGAAAGGAAAUACUUCGAGGAAACCAUGGCCCAGAACGCUGCUGCUAGAAAUCCUAACUCCAAGUUUUGUCCUGGAUGCAUGUCUCCUGUGACCAGAGGGAGCAGCUUAAACCUUUACGUUCACUGCAAAGUGUGCUCAGCAAAAACAGGAUGCAUCUUUGCAUUCUGCUGGCAGUGUUUGAGGGAGUGGAAAGGUAAACAGCCCCGAUCCGACCGCUGUGAAAAUGAUGAUUGCCACAAUUCUGCCCUGAAAACCCUGAGAGAGUGUCCAGAAAUCCAAAUUCAGACUGAGGAUGGAGCCAAAGGGUGUCCGUCUGUCCGUGCCUGUCCAACCUGUGGCUCACUGAUCCAGCACACCGGGAUAGGAUGUGAAAAUGUUUCAUGUCCUCGAUGUCACAUGGAAUUUUGUUUUAGCUGCCUAAAGAGCACUAAUGAAUGUGAUGCAGCAAUGUUCUGCAGCGGCAUUGCUCCUAGACAGAAAUCUAUACCUGUGUGGCACACAGAGUCUUAUUAGGAUUUUGUUCUUUACAGUUUCCCUGAAGUUAAAGCUGGGACACACACUGAUGUUUAACUAAUUUAUUUCAAUAAUAAGGAGCUGUUCUGUGUUAUUUGAUAUUUCUUUUAUGGUAUUUGCCUCUUGUAAUCCUGUACUAUUAAAUUAU